This is a messenger RNA of Musa acuminata AAA Group (dessert banana), 2994 nucleotides long. RefSeq lists its product as uncharacterized. The transcript is spliced from 2 exons. Bases 583 to 1341 code for a protein of 252 amino acids. The record is from RefSeq and is a predicted model, not a curated record. NCBI's taxonomy places the organism in Eukaryota, Viridiplantae, Streptophyta, Magnoliopsida, Zingiberales, Musaceae.
UUCAGAAAUAUCAAUCAUGAGGCUUGUAAAAUGAGAUUGAAUCAAAUAAUGCUUGAGAGCUUCUCUUAGAACGAACACUCACAGAUUGGCCAUGAAGAGUCAAAUCAUAAGGUAACGUUCUUCUUUAUAUCAAAUACAUUUAAAUAUCUUCUAGUAUUUUUACGAAACCUUCUUUCGUUUAUUUCUAUCCCUUCCUCCAUGGAAGCUAAUCGGCAACGAAGUCUCUCCACGGAGAACGGACGGAAACCAAGCAGAUAUUUCCGGGAACGUGUCGAGAUAAAUCCUAAAAGUGAGCCGAUAUCGCUCAACCUUAUCCUCUUUUUUAUCCUCGAUUUGACCGACCUUUUCUCCUUUUUCCUUUUUUUUUUGCAAUAAUAAAGCUUUUGUUUACUCUUUUGUCAUCACAAUAAUUAAAUAGAAACUAUAGAAACAAGUAUAUAUAUAUAUAUUACAAACGACGGAAUCGCGUUCAACUUCAUUUCAAAAUGCCACCAUAUCGAUCAAUUCCGUCCGUCUCCCCUCUUCGUCUUCUCCCACCAGCGUUUUAGUGCACUGUUUAGGGUUUCUUCUUAGAAUCUGGACAUGACGGGAGGCGACCAGCCAUCGCGGCUUCUCUACGAGCUCUGCGCUCUCCUCCUCGAGGUCCUCCGCACCCCUCACCUCGCGCCCCUGCCUGCCGACGCACCCUCGCGGCCACCGGUUGAUGCUGCGACGGCGAGGAGGCGGGUGCCGACACGGAUGUCACCGGCACGGUUCGCCUCUCUCCUCCUCGGGGCGUCGCUGGCGUUGAUGCUCUGCGGGUUCGUCACGUUCCUGAUCGGGUUCAUACUGAUGCCCUGGGUGGUUGGGCUCGUGAUCCUGUUCUACUUCGUGGGGAUCGUCUCGAAUCUGCCCGGGUUGGGAAGGGCCAUCCUUAGCCCCGGUAGUGGCCCCUCAAGCCCCAAGGAAAUGCCAGGGAUGAUAUGUUCACGCUAUUGCCGCCGCUGCUUGCUGCUGCUGUCGCCACUCGCCGCUCUCGCUGUCGCUCCCAUUGUCGCAGCUCGCUGCUAUCACUCCCGCUAUCGCUGCUACCGUUGCCACUGGCUCUGCUCACCGCUUUCGCUCCCGCUGCUGCUGCCGCUGCUCAUUGCUACUGUUGCCACUGUCUCCACUCGCCGCUUCUACUCCUGCUCCUGCUCCUGCUGCUCGUUGCUGUCGGUGCCACUGUCGCCGCUUGUCGCUCCCGCUGUCGCUGCUGCUACCGUUGCCACUGUCGUCGCUCGCAGCUGUCGCUCCCGCUCUUCUCAGUCAACACCCUCGGUCUUCCGACUCUUUCCUUACACUCUUCUCCUCUUUCGAUAGUAUACUGUUAACAGUAUAUAGUUAAUAGUAUACUGUAUACUGUUAACUGUAUACUAAUAAUAGUAUUUAUAUUUGAUUAAUUUAAUAGCAUAUUUUUAUUUAAAAAUUUAAAUAAUUAUAUUUAUUAAUUAUAUUAUAUAUUUUUAUAUUUUAGAGCCUCACUUCGCUCGGGCGAGCGCCUAGCACCUCGGGCGUUUUUGAACCUUGGUGCCUUUUGACGCCUAGCGCUUUUUAAAUCACAUCUUCUGUGUCUUUGUGUCUCACUAACAAUUUAAUUUGCUUUUGCUUGCACAUUUUUGGAUAGCUACAAAGUAAAGAUGUUCAAUCUAUUUGCAAAUACUUAGAAAUUGAUGUCAUUGCAAGAGUCUUGUGCUUUUCUUUUUCACUUGCAUGUCAGGAAAAAUAUGACCUUAAAUGAAUGUUUCUCUUCGUGAGAACUCUUCUUAUCUUUUGGAUGAUGUAAGCUGCUUAGUGAAGACUAAGAUAUAGUUGUUCAGAAUAUAGCUUUAAUUUGUUUUCCUAGAGUGCUUUUGCAGUGUCAUGCUAGCAAUUGAUCCCAAAGCAUGCAUAUUGUUCAAUUGCUUAUGGGAGUACAAUCUGGGACCAGAAUGAAAUUUAGAUAUCUAGUGGGCAGGUUAUGCGAUUUAGGAGGUAGUUUCUGAUUACCACUGUUAUAUUAGGUAAGCUGUAAUUUUAAGUGGUCUUAUGUAGAAGCCAGGGGAAGAAUUGGUUUCUUGGGAGAGAAUGAAAGGUAAACAUUUUGGAUAAUCCAUAUGCUUUUCCGAUCUGUAUGAGUUUUGUUCAAUUGUGUUCAUGUGUGUUGUUUACAUGUCUGUCCUUCUGUGUGCUGAGAAGAAUGUGAUGGAAAGGGCCCGAUUUGAAGAUACAAUUCAUAAAAUUUCUGGAGUAUUUUUGUUAAGUAAAACUCACUUCCCUUCAAUUGACAAAUUUUCCUUGUCGAUCAAUUAUUUUCCCCUUUUUUGUUGUUUUCGGCAGGCCCACUGUUCUCUAAACUUCCAAUUAUUUGAUUGUGGAGCUCAGACAUGCAAUAGUUGAUACUGCAGAUCAUGAAGACGGUAACUAUGAACCUUCGAGGAUCGCCUUGAUUCUUCCUUGAUGUCAGUUCGAUGGGUGCUUGAAUCUUGUUUUCAUUCUUUUUCCCAUACCAUGUACCUGUUAGUGUUCCAUGGCUGCUCGAGGACCUCUUUGUUGCUGCAGAGUUUGCACAUAAAAUUAGUUACAAGCAUCUUGGAUUGGCUGAUGCUCCUGUGGGUUGGGUGUCUCUAUAUGAGAGGCUACAACAAGGGCAGCCAUCGCUUAAUCUUUAUAUGAUACAGAAGUACAUGGUAGAUAGAAGUCACCAUUUAUGGCUUCACACACUUUGUGGUAUCAGACCACAAUUCAUGGCUUUCCAUGGAGGUAAUCCUGCUGUUGUUUAUCACAGUAACUAGAACUGAGACUAAUUCAUCCAUCACUGGGCUGAGCUCUAUGAACAAUGCAAUUGGUCUAUUAUUUAGUUUUUGAUGAGUUCUGUCACAAUCAUAUUAGUUACCGGUAAGCUAAAAUUUCUGAUGGAUUUGUUUCUUCAAGUGAUGUAUUAUGUUAUACUUGUUUUAGACAAAAUCACACACAUAUACAUUCUUCUAAUUUUAA